Messenger RNA from Linum trigynum, 735 nucleotides. NCBI's taxonomy places the organism in Eukaryota, Viridiplantae, Streptophyta, Magnoliopsida, Malpighiales, Linaceae. The record is from the annotation of a GenBank genome assembly.
AUGGCCGGUUACCAUAGCGAUUCGAGGGAGGAUUCGCCAACGAGGAAGAUAGGGAGAGGGAAGAUCGAGAUCAAGCGGAUCGAGAACACAACUAACAGGCAGGUCACUUUCUGCAAGAGGAGGAGUGGUCUGCUGAAGAAGGCAUAUGAACUGUCUGUGCUUUGUGAUGCCGAGGUUGCUCUUAUUGUCUUCUCCAGCCGUGGCCGCCUCUAUGAGUAUUCCAACAACAGUGUUAAAGCCACAAUUGAAAGGUACAAGAAGGCCAAUUCAGACGCUACAAACACUGGAUCUGUUGCUGAGGCCAAUGCUCAGUACUACCAACAAGAAGCCGCCAAACUGCGGCAGCAAAUUGGCAACUUGCUUAACGCAAACAGACACAUGCUUGGUGAGUCACUUGGAGGCCUGAAUGCCAAGGAGCUCAAGAACUUGGAGAGCAAACUAGAGAAAGGAAUCAGCAGAAUCCGUUCCAAAAAGAAUGAGCUGCUAUUCGCAGAGAUAGAGUAUAUGCAGAAAAGGGAAAUUGAUUUGCACAACAAUAACCAGCUUCUUCGUACAAAGAUUGCUGAGAAUGAAAGGAAGCAGCAGAGCAUGAGCUUGAUGCCAGGAGGGAGUAGCAGCUACGAGAUCGUGCAGCCUCACCAGCAGUUCGACUCUCGAAACUACUUCCAAGUCAAUGCUUUACAGCCCACCAACCAUUACCCUCAACAAGACCACAUUGCACUUCAGUUGGUGUAA